This is a messenger RNA of Phytophthora nicotianae INRA-310, 5481 nucleotides long. RefSeq lists its product as hypothetical. The transcript has 7 exons. Gene Ontology annotation, molecular function: protein kinase binding; calcium ion binding. Gene Ontology annotation, cellular component: cytoplasm. The record is from RefSeq and is a predicted model, not a curated record. The coding region runs from base 1 to 5481 and encodes 1826 amino acids. NCBI's taxonomy places the organism in Eukaryota, Oomycota, Peronosporomycetes, Peronosporales, Peronosporaceae.
AUGCUUAGCGGGAUUUUUAGCAAGCGCAAGAAGAGCCAGGAUCUGCGCCCCCCGUCGCUUCAAGACGUCAAGAAGUUUCGAGAUACUUACGCGAAAUAUGCCGAGCUCAGACAAGUGGAAACUCCUCCGUGCUUUGAAAAGAGCAUUUACAAAACCAUAGCCGGCCAAAAGCAGCUUCACACAGUCGAAUUUAGGCUGGAAGAUAUCACGGAUCCACAGAUGAUUGCUUUGGCCGAAGCUCUAUUAGAGAUGCCAAUCAUUUCGUCACUCGACUUGCGAGACAACCGAAUCACUGAUGACGGUGCUAAUGCUCUGCUGGAAGUUCUGCGGUUGCAAAUCAUCAUGGCGAAAACUCCGCCCACGAUUGAUCCUCGAACGAAGCAACCACUUUAUCCACCGCUGCCUGAGUACACACGGUACGUGACGAAUGUAAAUCUGAAAGGCAAUGAGGUAUCGUCCUCUGUCCUUCAAGAGUUCUCGCACUAUGUGGAUGUGUUACGUCGCGAAGACAAACGACUGGAAAUCCGUGCGGCACUCAAUCAGAUUGAUUGCAAUAGCGACGGUGGAAUCGACGAGGAAGAGUUCAAAGGUGUACUCAAACUCCUUACUGCAUCCACCCCAACGAAAAAGGAAAUGCGAGCAUUCAUGCAGCAACAUACUUUAUCUACGGACAGCACACAAAACGUGGUUAAUCUCGAAAAUGUUCUUCUGGCUAAGUGUGCGGUAUCGCCGUCCAGACACUCGGCAUGUCCACCGUGGGAGUCAUUGGUUCAAGAACGUCACGCCAUUCUAGGAGCUCCUCGGAUGACACCUGCAGUGAUAUCCACGAGUCAGAUGUCUCCAGAUCCUUCAUCUACUGCUCGCUUGAGCCGACCCAGCGUUGGCAGCAACGUGAUAACUGGAAACGUCAAUCCGUCUGUCCACAGCAGCAAUUUUCCCGAUGUAUCUCCCUUAUCGUCGCCUUCAUCUCAAGCUCCAGUUGCGCCUAUCGAGGCAAUGAAUGUUCCAACAAAGCCACCGCCAGGAUCCGAUAACGUCCCCGUAGUUGCUCAGCAAGCGCUCAAUAAAGUAUCCGAGUCGAAAGGUGCAGCAUCACAACCCGAUCAAUCAGCCACGCUGACGAAAACCCCACUAGUUCCUAUGCUUCCGCUUGCCUCAGUUGUGCAAAAUACAACGCGUCUCAGUCCACGUUCUUCUCGAUCAAGUUUUGGUGAUGAUGGACAACGAAAUCCCAUCAAGCACUCAGCCUUGACAGGACAAAGUUUCGUUGUGCCUGCACCCUCAUCGCCCCAUGACUCCGAUACUAGCGAUAAUAUGAGUGUGGUUUCUUCGACUUUUGGUGGAUCUGUGACGCAACGAUUUUUGGAGGAUCAUGGCAACAACACUGUGACAGAACGCAAAGCUCAUAUACCGCCGACAAUAAAUACCCAGUCAACGACAUUGGAUUCCCCACGCUGGCAAAGUGAACCUUUCAUAAGAGACGAUGAGGAAAUAUUUAGUAGCACCGCCGCUAGUACCGCUCGAAAAGAAGAGGAUGAGCUGAACGGUGGUGUUGAUGAUGCCGAUAUGCGCUCAGCCACCAACCACAAGUUCCCAAUCUCUGCCAAAACUUCAGGAAGCAGCAAUAGGCUUAGUGACAACAAAAAAGACGAGGAAGUCGAAGAACGAAUAGAUUCGACGACAUUUGACGUGACAAAAGACGGCAAAGAGCGCUACGUGGCUAAACUCAUACAUUCAGAAUUCAGGAGCGGUCUAACCGUAAAAGAUUUUCCAGCUGAAAUUCCAUUCCGAAAUCUGUUGGCACUACUUCUUCCCGACAAUGGUCUCCCAGAUCUUGCAUUAUUUACUGAGUGUCGCUUUUCAUUCGUCACUGUGCUCGAUUUGUCACGAAACAAGCUGCUCAAGCUACCAGACGACGGAUUAACCGCAUUUCCACGACUGGAGGUGUUGAAUCUGGCAGAGAACCGGUUGAAAACCAUUACUGGACUCGCCAAGAUAUUUAAACUCCGGGCUCUUGGACUAAGCCGCAAUGCUAUUCGAACCGUGAAAAACAUCGAGCACCUUUCACAGCUGGAGGUACUGCAUUUAGGUCACAACCAGAUUGCUACCGUCCACGCUCUUCGAAUUUUAUCACUCAACAAAAUGCUGGCUCACUUGAAUCUAGACGGUAACGCUGUUGUCGAGACAGACGAACGCCAGAAGCGGAAGAACAUUGUUCAUGUGCGGAAUCUCCUGCCUGGACUCCAAUCACUCGGCUCGAUCCCGUUAGCAGGUCUCCACAUCAAAGACAAGAAGAAAGCGAGCACCAGUACUAAUUCCGGCAAAAGUUUAUUUGCGAGUGACUUGAUUCCCGACAACAAGACGUUGUGGGUCUCUACUGCUUGUGAUACACUCCAUAUUUUUCAGGAUUCCAAUCUUGGUGCAGAUCAGAGUCAGUAUGAAGAUGAAUGGGAUGCGAGAGAUGAAGACGGAGGAGAGGGUCGACCUAAAAAGCCACUAACACGAGAGCAACAGCGACAAAGAGACGAACUCAGAAGUCGAGCUCUUGGAUUUCGAUCACGACAGAAAGCCAUUCCCUCACCAGCGAAGGUCAAGACAUCUGUAUACAGCUUUGGACCACCCCAGCAACCUCCUACAAGGAAGAAGAAGAAAAAGCCCACACCAGCUGACCCGAGUGUGGUAAGAGAACAGCAACGUCGAGCAAGUGAGCUCAGUGCCCCCAAAUACACUCCAGUCGAUAAAACAUUGAUGCACCAGGAGCAGAAAAGAAAGUCUCGCGUCGAUUUCAACGCUGCGAUGACAGUUGGAGAGCGACUACAACUUGCAAGAGAUAUGACUCAACGACGACCUACCGCUACCAUAAGUCUUAGCGCGAGAUCGCGAUCAAUACUGGCAAAAGUUGAGAGUCGCAAACGAGCGAGUGCUGCGUCGGCUAUGACUAUUAACGAGGAAACUAUCGAACCAGAAGAAAUCCCAAAUGCUGCUUCUCGAUCCCCCAGUCCUCAACCUUCUCCAAUGAAAGAUACUUUGGUAUUUCGCAUUGACCCAGCUGAUACUCCUCACUCACCAAAAGUUCUCACAUUCCGCGUCGAUCCGUAUCCUGCUGGAAUGAAUGAACAGCCAAGCUCGCCAAAGCCAAACGAGUCGAAGGAAGCUGGUUUCUUGCACGACCUCGCCGUUUCAGACUUCAUAAGCCAUGCCGAAGAGGAGUUUUCAACUGCACUGACUGCUCUGAAUGUGCUGCUUUCUAUGAGCGAAAAGGAGCAGGGAGAUCGAAAGAAAUUGACAGAUUAUCGUGCAAGUCUUGGCGCAUUGGACAUUCUCAAUGAACAUGAAAGCCACGAAUUGUACAAAAAGGCUCAAGGUCACUCCGAUAACGAACUUGAAGCUCAAUGUACUGAAUGGUUUACCAAGUUGGGUGUUGUGAAGAAAUGUAUGCGUCAACUUUUGGAGAAACUAGAAGUUCAUGCUCCGGGCUCCGGCGUAAUUCGCGCAUACUGCCGGUGUAUCCGAUCCAAUGAACUGCGUGGAAUUAUCACCACAAUGCUUGAAGCCCAAGAAGAUGUUCUCAACCAGACUGAGAGGAUCGAAACUGACAAGGAGAAAUCCUUACUUGAAAAGGAGCACGGGGUAUCCAAGGAAGGACCAAAUGAUGCAAAUGAUGAAAAACCGACUCAAAAGGAACUGGCGUCUGGUCCUAGUGUUACCUCUCGACUCUUUGGAGAUACAUCGUCACUAGUUCGUGAUGAGGUCGACACCAAUGAUAUCAUUCCCGAGGAGAAACCUUGUGAUGACCAGAUUCUUGACGCGAUCCCCGAAGCGGAAAUAAAACCUAGUGACGACCAAAUUCUAGAUUUCUCGGUUUGUGCUACCGACUUGGAUUUCUUGGAAUCAAAUGAUUCCGUUUUUGAUGAAGACAAGUCCGAAAAAGUGAAAGAGGGUGAACCAGUUCCCCAACAAGUGGACUAUACCAGUGCCGAUUUGGGCAUUGAGGAUCACUCUUCCGUCUCAGACCCGGCACUUCUCGCCUCUACGACAGACUUUACGAUGGAUAUUCGGAUGAGCGAUCCCGAAAGCAACAAAAAAACUGUCGAUGCUCACUGGGAGAUCGACGCUACUGAAGAUAACGACAACUCCAGCAUCAUCGACGAUUUAGCAGCGAUCGAAGAUGAAGGCGCAACUGAAGAACUUGGCGCAGCGAUCGAACCGGUUGAAACAUAUGAGAGUGACAUCAACGACCACGCUACUUUUGAUAACAUAGGAGAUGAAUCAACAGACAUUCCUACUCACAUCGAACCAUCAGUCGAGGCAACAGUAACUCAAAACGAGAACUACGACUGGCUUGCCACGUCGAACGAACUCAAUGCCGAGACUGCGGAGGCAGAUUCGUUUGAGCAAGAAAUGAAUGCUGUGUCUGAAGACGAAGCGGAUAGCGCAGUUAUUCAAGAACAAGCUGAGGCAGAUCACGACUAUGACUGGUCUACCACUGAAGUCACUGUGCCAACUAUGGAAGAGGAAGCUGAAGUGCCCCAGGAGGUCUGCGAAGAAGGCACUUACGAAGCUGAGGAAACCUACGAGGGUGGAGAGGCCGAGGAAACUUUUGAAGAAAGAGAGACUGAAGAAAAUGUAAACUACGGAGCAGAAGGUGAUGAAGGUGAAGUGGUGACAGAGGAGGUGGAACCAUCAGAAGCCCAGCUCGAGAUAGGAGAAGGAGUCGACGCGGAUGACGAAGAAGCUGAGACGUUUGGCGACUGGGAAAAAGGCUUCGAUCCCAGUUCUAAUCAUUACUUUUGGUUUAACCACAACACUGGAGAAAGCUCGUGGACUCCCCCCGAUGGUUGGCCGUAUGAAGUCGACGAACCGUUCAGUACUGAAGACGAAACUGGCGGUGAAGAAGAGCAGCAAGAACAUGAGUAUGAACAGGGUACUGCAGAAGCUCAGGACUUUGGAGAGGCCGGUACGGAAGGUCACGCGUACGACGAGGCCGCGGCGGACGGCCAUUACUAUGAUGAGGGAACCGCUGAAGCUCAGCAGUACGACGCCGAAGGUCAGGGAUACGACCAAGGUGCGGCAGAAGGUCAAUACUAUGAAGGAAGCGAUGAGCACGCCUAUGAACACGGCGAGGGUGAGGCGGACGGGCAUUAUUACGAAGUGGGUACUGCAGAAGCUCAAUACUAUGAAGAGGGAGCGCCUGAAGGUCAAUGCUAUGAAGAACCAGCAGCCGUAGGUCAGGAGUAUGGUGAGACUGACCAGGAGCAAGUGUACGAAGAGGGCGUGGCUGAAGAGCAUCAAUACCAAGAGAACACCACUGAACACCAGUGGUACGAUGAAACUGCGGCUGAAGGUCAGGAGUACGAUAAGUUUGAGGCUGCCGCAGAAGAAGACCAGGUAGAACACGAAGAACGGGAUGGUACGGAAUCUCCACGACGCAGCGAGGUAUCCGACUUUGAGUUUGACGACAGCGAUCUGCCAGGUUUCUAA